AUGAAAGUCAUUUCAACCAAGGAGUUUAUUCUAUUUGCUUUAGCUACAGUGGUCUUUCUAAUAUCAAAUAGUAUGUGCCUGGAUGAACCGAUGAAGUCCAGUCUGCAGAGCAGAGAAGAUGAUGAUGAUAAAUAUUACGAGAUUAAAGAUAAUAUCUUGGAAGAAAAGCAGAGGAGUCUCAAUUUUGAAGAAAUGAAAGACUGGGGAUCAAAAAAUAUCAUUAAGAUGAACCCUCCUACAGUAAAUAAGAUGCCAAAUUCAGUUGCUAAUUUACCUCUCAGGUUUGGAAGAAAUUAUCCAGAAGAAAGAAGCAUUAAACCAAUUGCUAAUUUGCCUCUGAGAUUUGGGAGAGCUUUUGGAGAGAACAUACCUAGGCGUGCUCCAAAGGUAUCACACAGGCUUGGGAGAUCUCCACUUGUUAAAAGUUCCAGUCAAUCACUUCUAAAUUUGCCACAGAGAUUUGGGAAGUCACUGUCCAUCAGUCUGUCUCAAGAUGUUCAGGAAUCUGAACCAGGUUAA
This is a messenger RNA of Phalacrocorax carbo (great cormorant), 519 nucleotides long. The record is from RefSeq and is a predicted model, not a curated record. NCBI's taxonomy places the organism in Eukaryota, Metazoa, Chordata, Aves, Suliformes, Phalacrocoracidae.